Xyrauchen texanus (razorback sucker) is the source of this 3212-nucleotide messenger RNA. RefSeq names its product E3 ubiquitin-protein ligase Hakai-like. The record is from RefSeq and is a predicted model, not a curated record. Gene Ontology annotation, molecular function: ubiquitin protein ligase activity. The transcript is spliced from 6 exons. Gene Ontology annotation, biological process: regulation of cell adhesion; protein ubiquitination. The coding region runs from base 232 to 1674 and encodes 480 amino acids. Lineage: Eukaryota; Metazoa; Chordata; Actinopteri; Cypriniformes; Catostomidae.
CUUGAGCAACAAUUUUGAAUGUUCCACAAUCAAGUGGAUAAGAGCUGUACUUUACUGCCGCUUGUAUCCAUAGAACAUAGCUGCCCUAGAGCGUUUCAAAAAAGACCACCGAGUGGACUGACUUGCCUAGAAAGCCACUUUGAUCAUCUGCGUUAAGUAUGCGCAACGUUGAGCGCCAAAAUACACGAAGCGACGCACAUAAUUUCAUCCCAGAAUGCUCAGCUGUAAGACAUGGACCAAAAUGACAAUGACUUGCAAGGAACUGAUGGUUCAGGGUCCCAUGGAGGUGUUGAUGUUCGCAGACAGAUUCCCAUCAAGUUACUGUCUAAACAAUUGGUAAGAGGUAAACCAGCUGCUCGACCUCAGCGGCCCACCACAAGAUUGCCCUCAAAAAGUGAUGAAGAGCCUAUCAGCUAUAAACAGGAGAAAAGGCCUGAGUGCAAAUCUGGAGAUGCUUAUGGAAACCAACGCAGAUUCCCUCAACCAAUCUUCUGGGAUUACAAGCUCAACUUGGUAGGAGAAAAAGAUGCCACUCCAGUUCAUUUUUGUGGCAAGUGUGGCCUGCCCAUAAAGACCUAUGGACGAAUGAUUCCCUGUAAGCAUGUUUUCUGCUAUGAUUGUGCGGUGCACUAUGAGAAGAAAUGUGACAAAAUGUGCCCUGGUUUCUCCCUCUACAGCUGCACAGACCCGGUCCAACGCAUCGAGCAGUGCCAUCGUGGUUCUCUUUACAUGUGCAGCAUUGUGCAAGGCUGCAAACGUACCUACCUCUCGCAGCGAGACCUACAGGCCCACAUCAACCAUCGCCACAUGAGGGCCAGCAAAGCUAACAGCUCUCGCCCAGAACUGCCACACCCAGCCCUGGCCUCAGACCCACCGGACCGCUUCCGGUUGCCUCCGCCACCCCACCUGCCCAAGGGACACCCUCUGAUCCCUCCCCCACUACAAGGCCAUGACACUUACAGCCAACCUCCCCCAGUCUCACCCUCCUCUUCCGAUCUGGGGCCUUCCUCUCGCUCCCUCCCACAGGAGACCUUCCGUAUCGCCACCUUGACUACACGUAAACAUAGCAACCUCAUCACCGUGCCCAUCCAUGAUGACUCUGGGAGCUCCUGCCCCUCCUCCCGUGAGCCCCAUCCACAGACGCCCUCUGGCCCACCUCCACACCACCACCCUGGAGACUACUCCACCCAACCUGUGGUAUCCCAUCCGCAUCAUAUAAUGCCCCCGCCACAACAGCCACACUAUGGGCCUCCACCCCCACCUCCCCUCCUCGGCAUCCAAAUGCAGCAUCCGCCCCAGGGCUCAGCUGCACCUCACAUGGUUUAUAACCAAGCACCUCCCAUGUCAACUGCUCCACCUCCAAUCACCCCUCCACCUGGACACAUCAUUGGCCAGAUGCCACCAUAUAUGAAUCACCCACCACCUGGUCCAAUUCCCCAACAUGGGGGUCCACCUGUCAGUGGCCCCCCUCCUCAUCACUACAACCCAAACUCAAUGCCACAGGAUCAAGGUACUCUUAGUCCUCCCUUUACCCAACCAGGGGGCAUAAGCCCAGGAAUGUGGCCCAAUCAACGUGGCCCGCAUCCACCUCGAAUGCAGGGGCCACCACCACAGGGACAGAUGCCUGGGCCGCACCACCCCGACCAGUCUCGGUACAGACCAUAUUACCAGUAGUAUCUUGUCUAUGUCAGAUCUGAUAAACAGCGUAAGCUACAUGGUGUCAUCCUCAAAUGGAUCCAGCAAGCUGCCUGGACUAUGUGUUUCUAUGAGUCUCUUGCAAUGAUACUAGAUACAAUCUGCAUUGCUGGUGAUUUUGUAUUAAUGUCCCUCAUGCAGGGUAUUUCAUGGAAUAAUAAAGGAUUGAAUAGUUGUGAGUGAAAAAAAAAAACUUGCAGUUAAAGUUAUAGUUCAGUCAAAAAUGAAACUUCUGUCAUUUACCCUUAUGUAGUUCCAAACCUGUAGGACUGACUUUCUUCCAAUGAACAUAAUUGAGAUGUUAGGCUGAAUGUAAGCAUCAGUCACUAUUUUUAUUUCAUCUUUUUCCCUACAAUGAAAAUGAUAGUAUGGGUUCCACACAGCAUAAAGGUGAGUAAAUAUUGUCAGAAUUAAAAUUUUUGGUUGAACUGUCCCUUUAAAACUCUUAAUCAUUUUGGUUGAACACUUUUUGUGCAUAACACAUCCGUUUUGAUAAAGGACCCAACAACUGCAAUAAAUGAAACAAACGUGCAAUUUAUUUUCAAUUUUUAAGUUUGUAACCUAUAUGACCUGUAACCUAGUGUAUGUUUUGGUGAUGCACAUAAAGGGGUGGAUAAACACUACUGACACUAUUGGUCCUUAGCAUAUUAUUAUUAUUUUGUACAUUUGUGUAUUCUCUUAUUAAAUAAACCUAAAGAAAAAGUGAAUAUUUCUCAGCAAAUGUAUAUUCCAGAGCACAGCAUUCCUUUGUAUCAUUGAUUUGUUAUGCAGACACAAAGAUUUUUCUGAUUGAUCCACAAGGGGGCGUACGCAAUCUAGGUUUAUGUCAUACCCUUGUUAUACUCAGUAAAACAAUGGAAUGAAGUGAUUUAAGGGAGUAAGAUUUUACAGUAAAAUGUACUGUAUCUAGACCAGGGACAGAAAUGUAUAGGGGAUUGGGGCAAAAAUGCCACUGAAAUUAAAAAAAAUGGCCCCAAAAUGUUAACAUGGGGACAAAAAAUACCUCCAGUAUGAAUUCCUGUGAUAUUUAUUUCCUAAGCCUAUUACAUAUUUUCACAAAAUAUGAUUUGAUGCUGAUUUAAAUGUAUAGGAAACAACCGUACUAAAUUAUUUUGGAAUUUAUAUUAAGAUUCAUUUUGAAAAAUUAUCUCAUAAAGGUAAAAAAAAUGCCCCAAAAAUUUUGAUAAGAAGGGCAGAAAUUCACCCAUAAAAAAAUAUUUUUCUGACCCUGAUCUAGAUAUAUGUGAACAAAAUAGUGUUUUAAUAAUCAUUGUAUAUUGUGGCACGGUAAAGAAGAGAUUUCCUUGGUAGACAAAUUUAUUUUAUUCUUUAAUUUUUUUCUUGGUAGACAAAUUGUGUUUUAACACCUUUUCAAUUAUGUCAAUAUAUACGUUACAACGAAUGAAAAGGGCUAAUAUAAAAGCCACAUUACAUGUUUGUUUAUGAUUAAAUUAAAUAACUAUAAUGUAAUUUAAAAUUUUUGUAAAACAUGAAAAAAUGUGCAUACAAGGAAUAGA